AUGAAGGCAAAGGACACACAGGUUUUGGGGAAUUUGCUCCAAACUGCUUGCUAUAAAUACACUAUAGCGGAAUGGAACGACUACAUGAAGGAAAUCUAUGAGAUGGCUCUAGUCGUAUAUGAGAUUGCAAUUAAUUACUCGCCAGAGCAUUGGGCAAAUGCCUUCUUCCCUGGCAUUAGAUGUGGCCAUAUAACCUCUAAUGUCGCAGAAUCCUUUAACAGCUGGAUACGUGAAGCCCGUUUGUUACGUAUCCUACAAAUGGUGGAGCAUAUCCGAAAACAACUUAUGACUCGCAUGAACAACAGACGGAUAAUGGCGUGUAAGUGGACAAGCUAUCUUUGUCCUAAAGCUGAGCAGAUUGUUAGAGAAAAUAUGGAAAAAGGGCGCACUUUAGAGAUUAGGCAAUCUAGAGAGGAUAUUUUCGAAGUUCAAUUCCAUAGAACCACUCACGUUGAUUUAGAGAAUAGGACAUGCACUUGCCGAGCUUGGGACGUAACCCGUAUUCCUUGUCUCCAUGCUUGUGCAGUCAUUAUUUAUAUGAAAAGAGAUGUAUAUCAAUGUUGUGAUUGGUUCAUGUCCGUAGAAGCGUUUAAGAAGAGCUACGACGAAAUAUUAUAUCUCAUACCAGACUAUGAGAAACGGAGUGUGCCCAAGGAUGAAAUCCAGAUUUUGCCACCAAUUACCACUAAGAGGAGGGGAAGAAAUAGAACAAGACGCAUAAACAACAGAACCAUAUACAAACGGCCCGUCAAAUGUUCUCGGUGCAAAGUUGAAGGUCACAAUAGAGCAACCUGCAAUGAGCCCAUCCGUGACUAG
Asparagus officinalis (garden asparagus) is the source of this 816-nucleotide messenger RNA. RefSeq lists its product as uncharacterized. The transcript has 2 exons. The record is from RefSeq and is a predicted model, not a curated record. Lineage: Eukaryota; Viridiplantae; Streptophyta; Magnoliopsida; Asparagales; Asparagaceae. The coding region runs from base 1 to 816 and encodes 271 amino acids. Gene Ontology annotation, molecular function: zinc ion binding.